CACUUUUGUUAAAGCUGAACUGUCCCUUUAAGGAGACAGAAACAUAACUCUUCUUAAAGUCGUCUUCAUCGUUGACUUUAAACACAGUUUCACACUCAAGUGAAUUCUUCUCACAUGAAACCUCUUUUUUUUUGUCUCUCACUCGGUAGAAAAACCACAGCAGCUUCAGUGGAGACGCCUGAUUAGCAGCUGCAGGGGCUGAUGGGAGAUUUGACGACGUGUGUUUGUGAAGAAGAAGAAGAAGAAGAAGAAGAAGAAGAAGAAGAAGAAGAAGAAGAAGAAGAAGAAGAUGGUUCUGCUCCGAGCUGCUGCUCUGUGCUGUCUGUGUUCAGCGCUGGUUGCCAUGGCAGCAGAGCUGAUCCAGGAGCAGCUGUCAUUGACCAGGAGAGUUGGUGAAACUGCUUCUUUCAGCUGUGGAGGACUUGACCUGUGUGGCGAUUAUGUCGUCUGGUUCCAGAAGAAAGAGACAGAAACUUUCACUUUGAUUCUGGUUUUUGAUAGAGACGAUGGUAAAGAUGUUUACAAUUCUCCUCAGUUUAAAGACUUCAAAGCUGAGCUCAAGAACAACAACAAGAAGAUCUGUGAACUGAAGAUAAACAAAGUUCAAUCCUCUCACUCAGCCUCAUAUUACUGCGCCUGUUAUUAUGAUGUGUGGAUCGGGAUCUUUGGCUCUGGAACUAAACUUUAUGUAACAGAUGACCCGGUGGUGGCGCCAGUGUUGACCGUGUACCCAGCAGUGUCCCUGGAGGGGCGGAGCUCCCUGGAGGGGCGGAGCUCCCUGCUGUGCGUGGCCUCGGCCAUGUCUCCUCCUCCGGUCCAGUUCUUCUGGAAGAGACGGAGGAAGGAGGGCGGUCGUCAGGAGGAGCUGCCCCCUGCUGAGGAGGGAGAGCAACUGCAGCUCAGAGAGUGGGGACACAUCGCCACCAUCAGGCUGGUCCGUCAUGACGCUCUGUACGCGUAUAAAUAUCGCUGCUACGUCAGACACGAGGGAGGAACAGUGGCGGCUCAGGUAGAACAAGAAGUUUCUGCUCUUCCUCCACCGUCUUCUCCUCCACCGUCUCAGUUCCAGGUCCGGUUGCUGGUUCUGUUCUACUCACUGCUCAUAGUGAAGAGUCUGGUUUUCAGCUCUGGACUCUUUGGGAUCACAGUCCUCACAAACCAGAGAAGGUCCAAACAUGGCUGAUUGAUCUUCUCUUCUCACCAUCAUGAUGUCACACACACACACACACACGCACACACGCACACACACACACACACUCACUCUCCCUGCACCAAACCCCAUAGAGAAAAUCAGUGAUUUUAGCUGGUGGGGACACAGGAGCUGCUGGUCCUCUGCUGCCUCAUGUGGUCACUUUGUGUCACUGCGUUAAGUCUAAAUGAAAUAUUUCAAACACUGAAGUGACAAAAUAAGACAUUUGAACUUAGUGAUGGAGGCAGCAGUGGAUCAACAACUCCUGUGUGCUGUGAUGUUAAAAUCACUGAUUUUCUCUAUGGACCUUGGUGUGGGAGAGUGAGUGAGUUUACAGACGUCCACAUACACUGACCCCUAGAGGACAUUUGGACUCGUGGUUCUGUUCUUACUCACAUUUUUUAUUUACUGGCAUCAGAACCAACUUUAAAUCAACAAACUCAUUUUAUUUCCAUCAAAAGACAAAAAAAAACAAAUAAAUGUAACAAAGUUUCAGAAAAAAAGUGUUUGUGUCAUUGUUUCCUGUCAUUAUUAUUAUUACAGUUAUAGUUGCUGUAUAUUUUCAGUUUUUUGUUUGUUACAGAGUUUGUGUAUAAAACAUUUUCACUGUGUCUUAUUUCUGUUUAUGAACAUGAGCGCACAUUAAACCUCUUGUUGUGGUGUAG
Messenger RNA from Solea solea (common sole), 1854 nucleotides. RefSeq names its product immunoglobulin lambda-1 light chain-like. Lineage: Eukaryota; Metazoa; Chordata; Actinopteri; Pleuronectiformes; Soleidae. The coding region runs from base 290 to 1183 and encodes 297 amino acids. The record is from RefSeq and is a predicted model, not a curated record. The transcript is spliced from 5 exons.